UCAGUGCGGGUGCUGAGCAGAGUGGUUGCCGCCAUGAUAGAACAGCAAAAGCGCAAGGGCCCAGAGUUACCCCUCGUCCCAGUCAAACGGCAGCGCCAUGACUUGCUAUUGGGAGCGGCGGGGUCGGGCCCCGGAACGGGGCAGCAGCAGGGAGCUUUGCUGCAAGCGGGUCCUCCUAGGUGUUCCUCCCUUCAAGCCCCAAUCAUGCUGCUCUCAGGACAUGAAGGAGAAGUGUACUGUUGCAAAUUUCACCCCAAUGGAUCCACCUUAGCAUCGGCAGGAUUUGACAGACUGAUACUGUUGUGGAAUGUGUAUGGUGACUGUGAUAACUAUGCCACAUUGAAGGGACACAGUGGAGCCGUCAUGGAACUGCAUUAUAACACAGAUGGCAGCAUGCUCUUCUCAGCAUCCACAGAUAAAACUGUGGCUGUGUGGGAUAGUGAGACAGGCGAGAGAGUUAAAAGACUGAAAGGACAUACUUCCUUUGUGAAUUCCUGUUAUCCAGCCAGGAGAGGUCCCCAGCUUGUCUGUACUGGCAGUGAUGAUGGUACAGUUAAGCUUUGGGACAUCCGUAAGAAAGCAGCCAUCCAGACUUUUCAAAACACCUACCAGGUGUUAGCUGUGACCUUCAAUGACACAAGUGAUCAAAUUAUUUCUGGUGGCAUAGACAAUGAUAUCAAGGUCUGGGACCUGCGUCAAAACAAGUUAACCUACACCAUGAGAGGUCAUGCAGAUUCAGUGACUGGCUUGAGUUUAAGUUCUGAAGGCUCUUAUCUCUUGUCCAAUGCAAUGGACAAUACAGUGCGAGUUUGGGAUGUCCGGCCAUUUGCCCCCAAAGAGAGAUGUGUGAAAAUCUUUCAAGGAAAUGUGCACAAUUUUGAAAAGAAUCUUCUGAGAUGUUCUUGGUCACCUGAUGGAAGCAAAAUAGCAGCUGGCUCAGCUGACAGGUUUGUGUAUGUGUGGGAUACCACAAGUAGAAGAAUUCUAUACAAGCUGCCCGGCCAUGCUGGCUCCAUCAAUGAAGUAGCUUUUCACCCCGAUGAGCCCAUCAUUCUCUCAGCAUCCAGUGACAAGAGACUGUAUAUGGGGGAGAUUCAAUGAAGAUACGGAAUGGAACAUUUCAAGGCAAUUUGACCUUGAGACCUCAGGCUGUAUGAAUGACAUCAAUUGGUGCCCAGGCCAACAUCCUCCCUCCAGAUGAAGACCAUUACUAGCAAGAAACAGAGGAGACAGUGGCCAUAUUCAUUGACCACAUGUAUCCCAUUUCACCAGGAUGAUUAAGGCAAGCUCCUAGUGGCCUCUUAAGAACCACCUGCCAGAUUUUGAUAGUUUCUUGUUUUAUUUUU
Messenger RNA from Chrysochloris asiatica (Cape golden mole), 1346 nucleotides. RefSeq names its product small nuclear ribonucleoprotein 40kDa (U5) (gene SNRNP40). The transcript is spliced from 10 exons. Gene Ontology annotation, cellular component: catalytic step 2 spliceosome. Gene Ontology annotation, molecular function: protein binding; RNA binding. NCBI's taxonomy places the organism in Eukaryota, Metazoa, Chordata, Mammalia, Afrosoricida, Chrysochloridae. Bases 34 to 1101 code for a protein of 355 amino acids. The record is from RefSeq and is a predicted model, not a curated record.